CGUCCAUUGUUCUCGGUGCCCCUCGGGCUUGAGCCUCCGUGACUCCGGAGGGGCCGGGCCGUGCCUGGGGGCACUUUUGUGCGCGGAGAGGCCGCCCGAGCGGGAUCUGGUUUCUGGAGAGGCAGACUGCUUGUUGAAAUUUGAGGAGGGAGCUGCCUUCUCGGAGAGCCUGGCUGGAAAAGACUAAAGUUCAAGGUUAAAAGCCCCAAGACUGCGGAUGAUGGCCUCAGAGGUGCCGAGAGUAACCACUCCUCUGAGCCCCUUAGUCCAGAUGCCUCAAGAGGAGGAUGAGCAGGAGGAGGAGGUGGCCACCAUGAUCCUGGAGGACGACUCCUGGGUGCAGGAAGCUGUGCUGCAGGAGGAUGGCCCUGAGGCUGAGCCCUUUCCUGAGAGUGCUGGCAAGGGCAGCCCCCACGAGGAGGCAGCUGGGGGGCCACAGGGUGCACUUGGCCGCCUUCGAGAGCUCUGUCGGCGCUGGCUGAGGCCAGAGGUGCACACCAAGGAGCAAAUGUUGACAAUGCUGCCAAGGGAAAUUCAGGCCUGGCUGCAGGAGCAUCGGCCUGAAAACAGCGAGGAGGCAGCGGCCCUGGUGGAAGACUUGACCCAGACCCUUCGGGACAGUGAUUUUGAGAUCCAGAGUGAGAAUGGGGAGAACUCUAACCAAGACAUAUUUGAGGACGUUGAAUCACGUGAGAUGUUCUCAGAAAUGCCCGACGGGGAAGGCAUUCAGCAAUCCGAUUGGGAAAGUGACUCUGAGAGAGACUGCGGCUCCCGGGGGCCCCGGGGAAGCGCCUCCGGUGAGGACCCUGCGGAGGUGCCAUCCCAGGGCAGGGAAGUGGGACAGCUCAUAGGCCUUCAGGGCACCUACCUGGGUGAGAAGCCCUAUGAAUGUCCCCAGUGUGGGAAGACCUUCAGCCGGAAAUCCCACCUGAUCACGCACGAGCGGACGCACACGGGAGAGAAGUACUACAAAUGCGACGAAUGCGGGAAAAGCUUCAGCGACGGUUCAAACUUCAGCAGACACCAAACUACGCACACCGGGGAGAAACCGUAUAAAUGCAGGGACUGUGGGAAAAGCUUCAGCCGGAGCGCCAACCUCAUCACCCACCAGAGGAUCCACACGGGGGAGAAACCCUUUCAGUGCGCCGAGUGUGGCAAGAGCUUCAGCAGGAGCCCCAACCUCAUCGCCCACCAGCGGACGCACACGGGAGAGAAACCCUACUCCUGCCCCGAGUGCGGGAAGAGCUUCGGCAACCGGUCCAGCCUGAACACGCAUCAGGGAAUCCACACGGGAGAAAAGCCCUACGAAUGUAAAGAAUGCGGCGAGAGCUUUAGUUACAACUCCAACCUCAUCAGACACCAGAGGAUCCACACGGGAGAGAAGCCGUACAAGUGUCCGGACUGCGGGCAGCGGUUCAGUCAGAGCUCGGCCCUCAUCACCCACCGCAGGACUCACACGGGGGAGAAGCCCUACCAGUGCGGCGAGUGCGGGAAGAGCUUCAGCCGCAGCUCCAACCUGGCCACGCACCGGCGGACCCACAUGGUGGAGAAGCCCUACAAGUGCGGGGAGUGCGGGAAGAGCUUCAGCCAGAGCUCCAGCCUGAUCGCCCACCAGGGGAUGCACACCGGCGAGAAGCCCUACGAGUGCCUGACGUGCGGGGAGAGCUUCAGCUGGAGCUCCAACCUCAUCAAGCACCAGAGGAUCCACACGGGUGAGAAGCCCUACAAGUGCAGCGACUGUGGGAAGGGCUUCAGCCAGCGCUCGCAGCUGGUGGUGCACCAGAGGACCCACACGGGCGAGAAGCCCUACAAAUGCCUCAUGUGCGGCAAAAGCUUCAGCCGCGGCUCCAUCCUAGUCAUGCACCAGCGAGCCCACUUGGGAGACAAGCCGUAUAGAUGUCCUGAAUGCGGGAAAGGCUUCAGCUGGAAUUCAGUUCUCAUCAUACACCAGCGAAUCCAUACGGGGGAGAAGCCCUACAAAUGCCCCGAGUGUGGCAAAGGCUUCAGCAAUAGCUCCAAUUUUAUCACCCAUCAGAGAACUCACAUGAAGGAGAAGCUUUACUGAAGGGGCAGAGAGGGAAGGUGCGGGGGCUGGCCCAGGAGAGGGACUUCCUAUGCUGCCCCCAAAUAGGGAUGUUUAUCUUUAGAAGAACCAUUCUUCCUAAAUGCUUGUUGGGGGGGUUGCCAGAAUCUUACCCCUGCUCACCGUCGUCUCUAGGACCCCAUCAGCUUAGUGGUCAGAGUCCAGCCCCGAGAACAGAGCAUAGGAAUGGACAGUCAGAACACUGAGUCUUUUUCUGUUACAUUUCUCCACUUGAUUGGCUCCUCUCCUGAUCCUCUGUGCCUCAGUUUCCUCUCUGGUAGAACAGGGGGAAAUAGAUAUUUCUCCGUGUGAGACGGAAGAGUGUGGCCCUUGUUUCAGAGAAGUCCCGGAAGUCUGGCGGUGUGGUCCGGUUGUUCUGCUGCCUCUUGUUGGGCUGAGGGGCCUCCACCCGAGCUGCUAGCACCCCAGGCCCCCUGCAUGGCAGACCCGGCUUUUCCUACCUUUGGGUCCUGGGCUUUCAUUUUGGGCCCAGGUUGGGGGGCUUUUCCAAUCCUGAGUCAUCGCCUGAAGGUAAAGCCCUUUUCUAGUUCUAGAAAGUGUUAGGAACACCAAAACACGAGGGAGUCUGGCCUGGAACCAGUGUCCCGGCAGGACUUUUCCAUCAGUAGGGGCGGCACACGGCCUGCCAGCAAAGGCAUAAACCGAGAUGUAUGUCUUUGCUCUCAUCUCUGCUCACUGUUCCGGGCUACGUCGGCCAUGGAGGGAAUGCACUUAUUCUUGCAAGGUUUCGUUUUUUGAGUGUGAGGUGAAGUCAGAGCCCCCCAGCUGCCUCCCCCCGUCCAGGUGGAUGGUACCUCUGUCUUAUCACGGGUGAAACAGUCCUGCAUGCUGCAGGGUGGGCUUGUGUCUUUACCCACAGGUACCUGGCCCCAUAGUCAUCACUCUGUGCACUUGUCAUUUCCUUGUUCUUAGAUUUUUAUCUUAUAUGUGCAGGUCUAGAAUUCUGUCUGGUAGCUUUUGUAUAUGAAGAACAUUAUUUUUAAGGAAGUGUUGAUUUUGAGGACACAUCAUCUGUCCCCUGGAGAGAUUUGGGCUUGAAUCAAGAGUUGGCUUAGAGAUGUCAUCCUUGAUCUUGGGUCAUUGAGCCAUGAAACAGUUAAGACAGGGGAUGAUAGCAGGUGAAGGGGUUUGUUAUGAGGGAAGAGGGAGGUAAAUAAGGUUUUUCUCUCCUACCCAUGAGGCCUCCACUCAGAAUGCACCUUGGUUCUUACAGGGCAGACCCUCCACAUUGCCUAAUAAAGUAGGGUCUUGUUCUUUUCCUGAGUCUAUCUUUGCACGUUGUGUUGAAAACUCAAACUUAACUGUAAGCAAACCCACAUCUUACUUCUGUACCCCACACACCCACCUCCUUCCCCAGGCCAGAAGAGGCUUAAGACCUUUAGGGAGCAAAAAUCUCUUGCUUCAAAGAGCAUACCUUUGGGUGAACCUAGUCUUGCUUGACCAGUGCGCACACCUCUCCACCGCCCUUUGCUAAAUCUGCAUCCAAUCUGUCAGCCAAGACUUGGAGCAGCAGCUUUGACUAAGGAGCCAGAUGGCCUUCCAGGGAGGCCACUGGGAAUCAUCUCCAACCAGACUCAACUAAGUUAGACACAAGAAAGUUCUAGGCAGUGACGGUUGUUACACCAAACCACGUAGGCUGUGAAGUCCCUGUCACUUGACUCCACCCCUUCAUUUACGGAGCAAGGACUCAUGUGCCAUCACUGUGGAGAGCCUGGUGAAGAGGAAAGGCUGGUGGUUAAUUCUCUUUGGUUUUUCCAGCCAGUCACUGGUGCAGCUGAGCUCACGUGUCUGGCAUCAGUACAGGCUGUGGCUCCAGGGCCUACUCGCCUCUUCCCAGUGUCCCAACUCUGAGAAUUUCCCAUCGGCUCACAAGCCCAGGCAGCUGUGGAAGAAUGGCUUUUGGGAGGAAGAGGGUCUGGUUCUAAGGAACCCCGCCCAGGCCUCUCACAGCUCUCAGUCCUUGGUAGGCACGAUGUGUCUGCUGUUUGUUUACACUGUCGGUGUAGAGGCAGGAGGCCUGCCAGGAUGCCUCAGGCCUCGAGAUCCAGCCCCCAAGUUUUCUGGUGCAGACACCUUGAGAUGACCAGACCCUGGGUGGGAGGCGCCUGUAAACUAAAUUUCCAGGAGACCAACAGAAUCCAGAACCCCAAUUAUUAUUCAUUCACAGUGGGGCCUUCUGUCCCAAGCCACUUUCAGAGCAUCCCUUGUUCCUGGUCCCCAGUGAUUGAAAUGGUGGCUUUGUGGUCAGACAGUGUCUGGUGAGCACAGAGUAAAAUGCAGGGGUCACGUAGUGUUGAUGGUGAAAGUGAUGUGAGUUGUGUUUGGGGCUACCCUUUCCAGGCUUGAUUUUUGCUUCCAGUGAAAGUUCCAUUGGUUCAGGAGAUCCCCAAGUUAAAGGAAUAGGGCAUGGACUUGGCAUUAGUCAUUUUCAAUUUUCUUUUUUUAACAGUGGAACCACUUUUUCAAGUGAAAUCUUACAACAAUAGAAAACAUGUGAAAGCAGAACUGCUUUUGGAUGCUGAGAACCAAAGCCCUCUCCUGAGCUGGGUCUGCCCCACUUAGCCAGUCCCUGAAGCAGCUCUGAAACUUGAAAGCUAGAUGUGUGUGCAUGCAGAAAGUGCUGACCUGUUUUCUACAUUAGUUCUUUUGGAAGAAAUCUCCACAGCCCAGACUUGCAACUGGAUUUAGGACUCUUUAGAGAGCCCCUCUUAUGGUCCUGUCCUUCCCUCACCCCAACACAUGCUGCCCCUCCUGAGAGGGGAAAUCACAACUUCACCCACCUUCCAUUGAAUUUUAGACCUUUUAUCUGUUAAAUAGGGAGUGAGACUAUUAUGCAAAACUUUUCAUAACCAAACCAGAUAAAAUAUGCAAAGGUAAAGUUUCCUGUCCCCUUUCCCUAAGGGUGCAUCUUCCUUCCUCCUGGACUCUCCGAGCUGCUCUCUAGUAUUUCCUUCCAGUCAUUUACUUUGAAAGCACUUCCAUUUAGCACUUACCACGCUGCACUGGAGUGGCUGCUCCACAAUUGAUCGUUAAAUGAAUAAGCCUCAGUGAUACUCAUCUUGAAACACCCAGGACUAGGCACACAGGAAAUGAGGAAGCCUGUGUGUGUUGGGCAAGGGGGAACUUAAUUCUCAGCACCACCCUGAGACAGUUGGCAUCCAAGCUGCCUGAAUUUAUUCACCUGGAUAAAUAAGGAUUAACAGGCAUAAACACUUACUUUCAGCUGUAAGGCAAAACUCUGGAAAGGGCCUUCUCUCUCAGUGGUAUCCUGGCCACGUAGGGUGAGAGGCCGCCACUUCCCCUAAUUCCCCCAGGGUGGGAGAAGCGAGGCAGGACCAUCGCACUCCAGCUGGGUAGAUUUUAGUUGUGGCUCCGCCCGCCAAAUCCCACUUGUAGAGAAGUCCUACCAGCCGUCAGUGAUUCGUCUGAAACAAAGAGGCGCCCUAGCCAUCCCCAUACAUUAUUGGUUAAUGCUGCUGUCAGUCUGGAGGCACUGGCGGAGGCCUAUGGGAAAAGUAGUCCAGCCAAGCCCGAGUACUUCUGGGGCUCGCAUUUCCGCUUCCGGUGUUCAGUGGCUGUCCGAAUGCCCGGACUCGGCGUCUGGGCUCCGGUUGGGAGUGUCCUGUAGGGACGUUGCGUGGCCACAGAGAAGGUGCUGCAGAGUCGGGCCUCCAGUGGCCGCAGGGCCUUGGUGGGCGGGAGCGGUUCUCACCUUGGGCCUGGGUCUCCCGCGUCGGGUAGGAGUGACCAGGCAGAGACCUAGGGUCCGAUCACUUCCGGACUGGGCCCUGCGUUCCCUCAAGCGGACCCUGGGGCCGGAUGCGCCCCUUGUGCUGGAGGCACCCUCUUUGCUGCCCACCGGGCCCGGCGGGGACGAACUUGGCCCCGUAGCCGCCGAGGCGACCCCGUCCCCACGGUCCGCGUUUACCCCAUGAUGCUUCUGAGAAGGUCGCCCGCGGAGCAGAGUAGCCUUCCAGGGGGCAGGAGGUGCUGUCAGAGGAGAAGGAACCCUCAGGAUUGGUACUGGGUUCCCUAAACUUCCAUCUGAAGCAAGCACAGACAGAAUCCAUGUAUCAAUUCUCGGCAAUGGUGAAGAACUCACAGCCAGAACCAGAAGACCAAAUGAACCACAGCCCCAAAGUAGAACUCGGAUCCUUCCACAAGAGCAGUAAGCAGCAGCAGUGAGGGGAGGGCCUGAAAGCCCCUCUGAGUGCAGGGAGUGGGGUGGAGGGCAAAGCUCCUUCCCCUGGGAAGACAUGGCAUAGGAGCUGAGGCUGACCACACGAACCUGUGGGAUCCGUAACAGGCACCUCCGAAGGGAAGAAGGACCUUGGUUGGCAUGUUUUAUAAAACUGCACAGCAGAGCCUGUGGCACCUGUCCUUACAUGAGUGAGGCGUUACUGGUCCCUCUAGGUAAGAUGUGGGCACCAAUAUUAGGCCUUGUCAAGGCACAAGGUAGGGGUAACUAGAGUUCAUUCAUCCUCAAAAGAAGUAUGUGUCCCCAAUUCAGAUGACUCACAUGUAUUAUAAAAACUGAAGAACAAAAUCAUAAAACGCUGAAAGUCAGUACCUGGAUGGAUGUAGAAGGGAAAAACCUGGAACUUUCCUUUUAGAAAUGUGUCAUUUUGUUAUUUCGCCAGCCCUUCUUUGAUAGGACGAAGCAGACGCUAAAAGAAAGAGGAAGGCUCUUCUGUUUCUGAACUCAGGUGGGCUGCUCUCUGGGAGGGUCGAGAAGCUUGGUCCUCUGAUGGCUCCUUCCUCUGCCAGCAAGCCUGCCUGACCCUCUGGCUCUGGCUCUUUCUGUGGAGAACAGUGGUGACCAGAGGACCACAAGCAGCUCCCAGGGUUGCGUAGUGGGAGGAACAACAAAAACUUCAGAUUCAGACAGUCCUGAGUUCAAAUCCCAGCUCUGCCACCUACUAACUGUAACUUUGAGCAAGUGUAAAGUUUCCAGCACAGAGCCCAGCUGUCCGGAGUUGGUGACAUUUGGCGACGUGGUUGUGUAUGUCUCCCAGGAGACACGGAGGCAACCAGAACCUGGACAGAGGAACCACCUGGAAAGCUGGGGGAAAUCUGCAAAUGGGACCUCACUAGAUUUCCCAGCCCAUAGACCCGAUGUGAGCUCCCACGUGGAAGAGGAGGAAAGCCCAGAUCUCCAAAGCUCCCCAGAGAAGGAGAGUGUGAGAGACUCCGCAGUGGAUGGGGGGGAGAGUCAAGUCCAGCCAGGUGCCCAUCUUGAGAAAAGUCAAGUCCUGGGAUGAGCUGGAGUGGCAGGGCCUGGAGGAUGAGAGGGUGGCAGGGGUGCACUGGGGCUAUGAGGAAACCAGGAUUUUUCUGGGAAUUCUCAGUGAGUCUUGGAUUCAUGAAAAACUCCACACGUGCCAUCAGAACCACCAGGUGUACUGGUUGAUGGCUAAGUGGCUGCCGGAGUGGGGCUUCCUGCGGACCCUGGAGCAGUGUCGCUAGUGGUUCAAAAACCUCCAGACCAAUUACUGCAAAGCCAGGAGCACCCACACGCCAGGCACCUGCCCCUUCUAUGAUGAAAUGGAUGCCCCGAUGAGCCACUGGACCUUUGCCAACACCUUUGAUGCCUUCGAGGUGGCAGGAGGCAUGCUGCAGAAUAGAGGGGACUCCAAAGAGAACCAGCAGGUGGUGACUGGGGAUGGUCAUGAAAUGACAGAGGCGCUCAGGAGCCAUGGCCCCCAGGCUUUGAAGGGAAGUCCCAGUGGUAAGCUGUCCUCCCCACACCUCAGGACAGGGGAGACAGGAAUGUGGGAAAAGUUCCAGUAACCUCUCAAACCUCAUUACCCACCGGUGAAUUCACACUGGCGAGAGGCCCUGUAAGUGCAGGGAGUGUGGAAAAACCUUCAGUCAGAGCUCAAGUCUUGUUAUACACCAGAGAAUCCACACAGGAGAGAAACGCUAUGAAUGUGCUGAACGUGGGAGGCGAGUCAACAACUGUUCCCAUUUUAGCGCACAUCCGAGAACCCACGGAGGGCGGAAAGACUCCAGGUGUAGGAGACAUACCUGUAAAGCAAGGAGUCUGAAAACACUACAGAAUCUACCCAAAAGGGGGUUUGUAUGGCCCUUGAUUCUAUCCCAUGACACCCACAGGAGACAGACAGAGAAUUCAGAUGCUAGUCCAGCAGCUGUAUUUUGUUUCACUAAAUACACACCUGGCUUUCGAAAUACUACUCAGGGCUUUCUUGUUCAUGCUGAUAAAAUGGAAGCUAAUUUCCAGAGAAUUCAGAGACUAGUUCUGAGCUUGACUAUGUGGCUGUCUCAGCGUGUCUUCACUGUGAUUCUGUGCCUUACUUUUCACAGCUUGGUAAUAUGAGGGUGAGGUCCUCACCCUCCAUCAAGGACGGAGGAGGCUCCGCACCCCCGUGCUGGUGGCGUUACUGAUGGCUGGGUCAGCUGGAGAACCAGCAACGGCCGAGCCGUUUCCUUUCCGCACUGGGCAGCUAGACAAGGGUUUAUUAUUAAUGCCUUUGUAAAGGUCUCCCCCUGUUCUCCCUGUGGGAGGAUUGGAGCCCAGGAACUGUCUGCAUUUCCCCACCGCCCCUGCCUUAGGAUUUACAUGGGGUUACUUGAGAGGAAAGCAUUCUGUUAUAUUACUUGGAGGAGGAAAGAUCAAUGCUAGAGGCUGACUUUCUAAACCAGAACCUACUCUUCCUCUCAGUACAUUAGGUGGGGCCAUGUGUGAUUGCCAUUUUGGGUCUACAAAAUUAGCAAUUUCAUGAUUCAACCUAAGUAGAAUUUCUGUGUGGCUGAAUUACUCCAAAUUGCCGCAGGGCUACUGUGGCGCCUUAAAGCUCAUGCUGUAUCCCCAAAAUGUGAGCCUGGGUCUAGAAGAUCAUGAACCAGGAUAAUGAAGUGGGGAAAGACUUUUCUGUUUGUAAAUGUAUCCAGAGCAAUAACUGAGAACCAUAACAUUGAUUAAGAAGACUCCUAGGGGGAGGCUAUAGCUCAAGUGGUAGAAUGCCUGCUUAGCAUGCAGGAGGUCCUGGGUUCAAUUCCCAGUACCUCCUCUAAAAAUAAAUAGAACCUAACUACCUCCCCACCUCGCCAAAAUAAAAUAAAUAAUACAGUAAAUAAAUAUUUUUUUAAAAAGGA
Messenger RNA from Camelus dromedarius (Arabian camel), 9220 nucleotides. RefSeq names its product zinc finger and SCAN domain containing 2 (gene ZSCAN2). The transcript is spliced from 7 exons. NCBI's taxonomy places the organism in Eukaryota, Metazoa, Chordata, Mammalia, Artiodactyla, Camelidae. Gene Ontology annotation, molecular function: RNA polymerase II transcription regulatory region sequence-specific DNA binding; DNA-binding transcription factor activity, RNA polymerase II-specific. The record is from RefSeq and is a predicted model, not a curated record. Gene Ontology annotation, biological process: urogenital system development; regulation of transcription by RNA polymerase II; embryo development. The coding region runs from base 218 to 2065 and encodes 615 amino acids. Gene Ontology annotation, cellular component: nucleus.